AUGAGCAGCUACCAGCUACCGGUGGUGAUCGACAACGGCUCGGGAGUGAUCAAGGCGGGCCUGGCUGGGUCCCGGGAGCCGCAGUUUAUGUACCCCAACAUUAUCGGCCGUGUCAAAGGCCAGAGCUGGGCCCAGGGCGUGCAGGAGCUGUGCGUGGGUGACCAGGCGCAGACCCAGAGACGCUCGCUGUUCAUCAGCUACCCAGUGGAGCGUGGUCUCAUUACUUCCUGGGGGGACAUGGAGAUCAUGUGGAAGCAUAUCUAUGACCAGAGCCUGAAGCUAAAGCCCUGCGAUCACCCGGUUUUGAUUACUGAGCCAGCACUGAACCCACUCGCCAACCGGCAACAGAUCACUGAAAUAGUUUUUGAGCAUCUGGGGGUUCCUGCCUUCUAUAUGUCCAUCCAGGGGGUGCUGGCUCUCUUUGCUGCUGGCUUCACCACUGGCUUUGUGAUGAACUCAGGGGCUGGGGUGACUCAGUGUGUGCCCAUUUUUGAAGGUUACUGUCUGCCUCAUGGUGUCCAGCAGCUACAUCUGGCUGGCUUUGACCUCACCAACUACCUCAUGAGUCUGUUGAAGGACCAUGGCAUCAUACUGCUCAGUGCUACCGACAGAAGGAUUGUCACAGAAAUUAAGGAAACCUCUUGUUACGUGGCCAUGAACUAUGAAGAGGAAAUGGCCAAGAAAUGUAGUAGUAUGGAGAAAGUUUACCAGCUACCUGACGGGAAGGUGAUCAAGCUCUACGACCAGCUCUUUAAAUGUCCAGAGGCCCUCUUUUGUCCCUCUCUCAUGAACCUCGAGACGAUGGGCAUUGAUAAGAUGUGCUUCUGCAGCAUAAUGAAAUGCGAUAAAGAUCUGAGGAAUUCCCUUUUCUCCAAUAUUAUCCUUGCUGGGGGAUCAACCUUGUUCCCCAACUUAGACAAGCGGCUCAUUAAAGAUAUAGCAAAUAUGGCGCCUCCCAAUACCCCUGUGCAGGUCAGAGCUCCCCCAGAACGGAAAAUAUCUGUGUGGAUGGGAGGCUCUAUUCUUGCAUCCCUGUCUGCCUUCCAAGAUGUGUGGAUCACUGCUGCAGAGUUUAAAGAAGUAGGUCCCAAUAUAGUACACCAAAGAUGCUUCUGAAUAUGAGUAAAAUGCUUACAAGAAACUGUUUCAAGUGUGUGGGACAGAAAACUUUGGAGAUUAUGUUUCUGGGAGAACAGAAAACAUUUCAAUUAUCGGAAUG
Messenger RNA from Myotis myotis, 1219 nucleotides. RefSeq names its product actin related protein T3 (gene ACTRT3). Bases 1 to 1116 code for a protein of 371 amino acids. The record is from RefSeq and is a predicted model, not a curated record. The transcript is spliced from 2 exons. Lineage: Eukaryota; Metazoa; Chordata; Mammalia; Chiroptera; Vespertilionidae.